CAAAAGCAACCAGAUCCUGUUACCUUCGAGGGGAGAGAAGAAGAUUAUAAAGAAAUAUACGGCUCCAAUCUAAAUCAAUUACCAUCCUGUUUCCAUGAAUGAUAUGGUGAAGGUGGAGGCGUGCGAGUCGUGUCGCUCGGCGCCGUGCGCGGUGUACUGCCGGGCCGAUGCGGCCGCGCUGUGCGCUGCCUGCGAUGCGGACAUCCACUCCGCCAACCUCCUCGCCCGCCGCCACCACCGCAUCCCCAUCAUCGCUGGCCCGGCCGGCGGCUUCGUCGUCCGCCCGAGCCUUAACCAGUAUAACCAUGUCGGCGGCAAGGCCGAGACCGAGCUCCAUGGGGAGGAGGAGGAGAACGACGACGACGGUGAUGGCCUCCUCUUCGGAGAAGAGGUCGACGGGUUUUUGGAUCUCGACGAGUACAAUUCGGGUGCGGAGAACCAGAGCACGAGUCGGAAGCAGCAGCAAUCGUAUCCCAGCAACGGGAGGAGUGAGGACAGCGAGCAUUUGGUGCCAAAUGGCCAGCAGCAGCAGCAACAGAGCUUUCAGUAUGAAGCCUCUGAGGCUGGAUUCGAUAAUUUCGGUUACGGUGCUUCGCUUAGUCACAGCCUUUCCCUGUCAUCGAUGGAAGCAAGCAUUGUACCAGACAUCACUCUGGCAGAUAUCUCGAACUCUCACCUUCGACCUUCCAAAGGGACUAUAGACUUCUUCUCAGGCCUUCCUCUUCAAAUGCCUCCCCAAUGCACUCCUAUGGAUAGAGAAGCCAAGGUUCUUAGAUACAGGGAGAAGAAGAAGGCAAGAAAAUUCGAGAAGACAAUUAGAUAUGCAUCAAGGAAGGCAUAUGCUGAAACCCGCCCUCGAAUUAAAGGCCGUUUCGCUAAGAGAUCAGAUGUAGAGCUUGCAGUGGAUCAGUUGUUUUCUACCACCGUGACGACAGACUCGAGCUACGGCAUUAUCCCUUCAUUCUAGUUCUUAUGCAAGAGAUCGCCGUAGAAGAGCAAUUAGUAGUUAAAUAUAUGAAAAUUUAGUGAAACUUUACUGUGACCUCUUGGUUAAUGUUUCUUAAAGACGUGGGAACUGCAAAGAAUUACUAAUAGCUUUAUGGCCAUUACUUUUCUGAAGUAUAUAACUGUAUUUUGGUUCAUGCUACUGUUUCCCCUGUCACGCCUCUUCUUCCUCCCCAUCUUUCUUCUCUCUUUUCCUCCUCCCCUGAAAGAUUUCCUCACAUCUGUCUUGUAAUAUUCAUCAUCUUAAUGAAAUGUUGGGUGAUUUGUCCACCAUUUAUGU
Elaeis guineensis (African oil palm) is the source of this 1285-nucleotide messenger RNA. Its product is annotated as zinc finger protein CO3. NCBI's taxonomy places the organism in Eukaryota, Viridiplantae, Streptophyta, Magnoliopsida, Arecales, Arecaceae. Gene Ontology annotation, cellular component: nucleus. The record is from RefSeq and is a predicted model, not a curated record. Gene Ontology annotation, molecular function: protein binding; DNA-binding transcription factor activity; zinc ion binding. Gene Ontology annotation, biological process: regulation of photoperiodism, flowering; regulation of flower development.